AUGUUGCGUUUGCCGCGGCUCGCCCUCCCGCUCGUCGCUUUGCUGCUCGUCGUCGUCGCGUCGCUGACGCCGCUCGCUUCCACUCGCCCCACCCCCACUCUCACGAAUACUUUUCUCGAUGAAGCUUCCACGAACUCGCGAUCAUCACAGGACAUACUUAGCAAUCCCGAUGUCGAUCCACGUUCUAGGUCACCCCCAGUGGAAAAAGAACCCGAAUCACCGGACGAAUCAGAUUUACCCGCCUCCUCGUCGCAUCCAAUCAGAUCGCUCGCGACUGUUGGACUCGAGCUGGAGCUGACUCAGCACCUGCCAAUCAGAUCUCUCGCGCGGAGCCCCGUGGACGCGGAAGAGGCGGAAGAAGACGCGGAGAUCCCCGCGGAGAUUCCCCCCGGAAGGGGCGGAAAAGGCCCCGCCGAUGCGGGGUUGGCGGAAGAAGCGGAGGACGCGGCGGAAGUGGAGGGAGUCGCGGAAGCGGAGAUAGAUCCGCCGCGGAAAACGGUCAAUAAGAAGAAAAGCGGUGCGGGCGGUCCGGGCAGGGGGGGAGAAGACGAAUUGGGGGAGGAAGCGGAGGAGGAAGCUGGGGCGGAGGGGGAGGUUGGGGGAAAGAAGCGGAAGGGGGAUGUGAUUGGGGAAGGGGCGACGAAAGGCGGGGCUAGUCUGAAGGGGGCGGGAGUGGUGGGGGAAGAGGCGGAGGAGAGGGAGGAAGAGGCGGAAGCAGAGGGAGCGGGAGGGGAAGGAGCAGCUGCGGCAGCAGCAGAAGCAGCAGGUGCGGAGAAAGUGGGUGUUGGGGCAGGAGGGGAAGAAAGAGCAGGAGGUGGGUUGACAGGCAGUGAGGGGGGAAGCACGCAGCAAGCAGCAUUGGGGGACGAUGGGGAUGGGCUUGGGGAGGGCGCAGGGGGGAUCACGGGAAAAGGCGCUGGGACGAGAGGUGGUGGGAUAGCAGGGGAGAGAGGCGGAAAGGGUGCUGGGGGGAUUGACGGAGAGGGUGCUGAAGGGUUGGGCGCGGAAGGGAGCGCGGAAGGGGCCCCGGAAGGGGGUGCGGAGGGGGUGGGGAAGAGGAGGAGGCAGCAGCGACUGCGGAUGAGCAACCAUGGGCGGAGGGACAGCCAAACGGAAGGGCGGGCGAGGGGGAGGCGGAAGGGGCGGGGGGAGAGGUGGGGGAGAGGGCGCGUUUGGCGGAGAUAG
This is a messenger RNA of Closterium sp. Yama58-4, 1185 nucleotides long. Lineage: Eukaryota; Viridiplantae; Streptophyta; Zygnematophyceae; Desmidiales; Closteriaceae. The record is from the annotation of a GenBank genome assembly.